AUUUCUGCCUGCCUCCAACCUGCAAACAUGCCUUCCUCAUCACAUCUCCGCCUACAAACCUCCUUCGAGCCCAUCUCUGCCGAGACCACUCGCUCCCACUUUGUCGCUUCACCACCCCAGAAGAAGCAGAAGAUGUCUCUCACCCAAACCUACUACAUCGCCGCCUCGGCCCGCUCCAAGCUGGGCAAGGAAGCCUCCCGUGCCGACCACAACCUCCGCCUGCUAGUCGGCCACGCCAACCUCCUCGAUUCCCUCAUGGUCGAGCUCCAAGACGCCGAGAGGCAGCAGGAGGCCUGGUUCCACAGCACCGUCGCCAAAGCAUCCAAGGCCGAAGAGUCGAGGCACGUGCAAUGGGUCGACCGCAUCGUCGAGGAGAUGGACGAAGACUCCGACUCUGCCUCCGAUUCCGACGACGACUCCGACUUCUACGACGAGGAGGGUGACUUCGACAUGGUCGCCGCGCCCCGCCGCGUAGAGGUCACCACCACCGAGGUCGACGACGACGAGGACCAAGAGUACGACGAUUUGGAGGACGAUGCCGACCUUGCCCUCACCCGCGUCUCAUCACAACAAUCACCACCCGAGCUCGUACACGACGAAGACUCGGACGACGAGUCGCCUCCCGUCUCGCCGCCUUCCGUCUCCAUGGAGUUCUCCGACAAGCAACUCGCAACUUCAUAUUACGACGCCAAGUCGCAAUCAUCGCUCUUCGAGCAUGAGCUGCACUAUCUGCGCGAAUCCAACGCUCCGCUCAUCACAAGCUAUUAA
Messenger RNA from Periconia digitata, 768 nucleotides. The record is from the annotation of a GenBank genome assembly. Lineage: Eukaryota; Fungi; Ascomycota; Dothideomycetes; Pleosporales; Periconiaceae.